Molecule: messenger RNA, 1896 nt
Organism: Pogoniulus pusillus (Red-fronted tinkerbird)
Lineage: Eukaryota; Metazoa; Chordata; Aves; Piciformes; Lybiidae
Gene: WIPI1
Product: WD repeat domain, phosphoinositide interacting 1
Exons: 13
Coding region: 49-1383 (444 amino acids)
Biological process (GO): nucleophagy; protein lipidation; autophagy of mitochondrion
Cellular component (GO): extrinsic component of membrane; cytosol; phagophore assembly site membrane
Molecular function (GO): phosphatidylinositol-3-phosphate binding; phosphatidylinositol-3,5-bisphosphate binding; protein binding
Source: RefSeq, a predicted model, not a curated record
CGCCGCCGCCGCGGGGGCCGGAGCGGGCCGAGCCGCCGCGCCCGCUCCAUGGAGGCCGCGGCCGAGGCCUCGGGGGGCCCCGCGGUCCUCAGCUGCUUCUCCUACAACCAGGACUGCACCUCCCUGGCAAUUGGAACUACAACUGGAUACAGGCUUUUCUCCUUAAGUUCUGUGGAGCAACUGGACCAGGUCCAUGAAAGCAAUGAAAUCCCAGAUGUUUACAUCGUGGAGCGUCUGUUCUCCAGCAGCCUUGUGGUCGUGGUCAGUCAUGCCAAGCCACAGCAAAUGAAUGUCUACCACUUCAAGAAGGGGACAGAGAUCUGCAACUACAGCUAUUCCAGUAACAUUCUGUCCAUCCGGCUGAACCGUCAGAGGCUGGUUGUAUGUCUGGAGGAGUCAAUUUACAUCCACAACAUUAAGGACAUGAAGCUUUUGAAGACUAUUUUGGACACCCCUCCAAAUACAACAGGCCUGUGUGCUCUCUCCAUCAACCACGCCAACUCCUACUUGGCUUACCCCGGCAGCGCCAGCAGCGGCGAGAUCUCGCUUUACGACGGAAACACUUUGAAAACAGCCUGCACCAUUCCUGCCCACGAUGGACCUCUGGCUGCCCUCACCUUCAACUCCACUGGCUCCAAGCUGGCAAGUGCUUCUGAAAAAGGCACAGUCAUUCGUGUCUUUUCCAUCCCUGGGGGGCAAAAGCUCUAUGAGUUCCGGCGAGGGAUGAAAAGGUAUGUGAACAUCAGCUCCCUGGUGUUCAGCAUGGAUUCCCAGUUCCUCUGUGCUUCCAGCAACACCGAGACUGUGCACGUCUUUAAACUGGAGCAUCUCACUGACAGCCGGCCAGAGGAGCCUCCAACCUGGAGUGGUUACAUGGGGAAGAUGUUCCAGGCUGCUACCAACUACCUCCCAGCUCAGGUGUCGGGCAUGAUGAGCCAGGAUCGAGCCUUUGCCACUGUCCGCCUGAACAUCUCUGGACAAAGGAACAUCUGUGCCCUCUCCACGAUUCAGAAGCUGCCUCGACUGCUGGUGACUACAUCAGAUGGACAUCUCUACAUCUAUAACUUGGACCCACAAGAUGGAGGAGAGUGUGUCUUAAUUAAGAAACACAGUUUGCUUGGCUCAGGAAAGAUGGAGGAGAACAAAGAAAACAACCUUCAGCCUCCUUUACCUCAAUCUUACGCAGCAACUGUAGCCAGACAAAGUACAGUGCCUUCAACUUCAACCAUGCCAGGUUAUUCAGAGGACGGUGGUGCCCUGCGAGGAGAGGUGAUCCCAGAGCACGAGUUUGCAACUGGACCAGUGUGUCUUGAUGACGAGAAUGAGUUUCCUCCUAUAAUCUUGUGCCGUGGAGCUCAGCCGGGCAAAGCGAAGAGGUCAUGAGGAGAAGCCAAACAGCCACGCAUAGGACAGCUGCUGGGAAGUGCUUUGGAAAAACCAGGAGUUGGAAUUUCGAAGAACAGGAUUUGGGAAUCCCCAAGACAAAAGAGAGGGGGAGGGGAAAUGAAUAAUCAAUCAAUCCAUCCAAGGUGGGCCACUGCUUUUUCCUACAGCUUUAAGAGACUCCCUGGCCUGACUCCCCCUCUCGUUUGAGUUGGUGUCUGUGUACUGUAUGCACAUUGCUCUGUUGGAAGAGUUUUUAGGUGGUAGAACCAGAGUGUAAAUGCUAAUUUAAUCAGAUUUGUAUGUACCCAGAAUUUUAUAUACCCCCAAGCUGUCCCUUUUCUAAUUUAAUGCUGGUUUCUGUGUAUAAAUGUACUUCUAGGAAGAGAGAUUCACAGCUGAGGUCUUUGUACAGUCCAUACAGCCCUGCUCUUUCACCCCAGUGAGACUAGAGGAGAUGCCAUUUGCUGUGUUUCAAAGGCAGAAUAAAAGUCACACAGUCUGUCCCUGGCA